Molecule: messenger RNA, 1905 nt
Organism: Stylonychia lemnae
Lineage: Eukaryota; Ciliophora; Spirotrichea; Sporadotrichida; Oxytrichidae
Source: the annotation of a GenBank genome assembly
AUGAACAAUCAAAUAUCUCAAUUUCACCUGUAGAUUCAACCUUAAUAGCAAACUCUCACGCCUAACCUUAAUAUAAAAUCUAAAUUUCUCCAUAAUUCAAGGAAGAUCAUUGCAUAUCAUAACAAUAAUGAUUAAAACUUCGACAAUAGUGCAAGUAGCAAAGGUUCGAGUAAUGAAAUCAUACUUUUUGAAGGAAAGAGAAGAGCUUAAAAGGAUUAAUAAGAGUUGAAGAACUACCCUUCUUAUUACAAUAAAAAUACUACUUCUCAGAUUAGAUUCAAGAAUGACAAUUUCAAUGACCAUCUCAUUGAUAAAAGUGCCUCUCCAGAUCAUAAGAUAUCAGUAACAAUGGUGGAUGAGGAAAAUAAUGUUGAUCAUUAAAGACUUCGAAACCAUGAUUUAUCAAGUGGAGGAGGUAGUGGUGAAAGUAAAGAACCUGGAUCUAGUGAAGGUAAGAUAAGUCUACAGACUAAGAUAUUGAAUAAACUGAGAAACAGAAAUAAAGAAAUUAUAUCGCAGCUCAAUCCUCAUUACUUUGCCAUUUAUCAUAAUAACAAUAAUUAGGAGAACAAUUCUUCUCCUUAUAUGAAUUCAAAUGGCAGUGAAAUUACGUUGAGAAAUCAAAACAGUCAUAGUCAGAGUAAUGCUUAUAGCUUGAGUGGAAGCUCCCCGCCCAUUCACGAUUACUAAAACUAAACAGAUUAUACUCCUUCAUUGAACUUAUCUGAGUCAAUGAAUUAAGAUGAAUUACAAUUAUCAAUCAGUAAUUAGUAGCUUCAAUAGCAGUAUAAAGAGUUAAAAUAUCAACAUCAUUAGAUCAAGCAUAAAAUAAAUUAGAUUGAUAGGAAUACCAUUAGAAACUAAUCCCCUGAUGAAAUUAUGAUCUAAGAUUUUAGCAUUCAAACAUAAUCAAACCCUUAAAAUCAGAAUUCAAGUGAGAUGGUCUCUGACUUCACAGUAGAAAGAUCUCCUGAAGUUGUCAAUAAAGAGGUAAAUCCAUAUUCAGAUCAGUAGGAUUUAAAUGUCUCAAACCUGAGCUCAUAAAAACAGUAAGCAUCCCCACUAAAGUAGAUAUCAAAUUAAAAGCUCGCACUAUUUUAGAAGUCAGUGUCCUAAAUAUCUAAGAAAAACUUUGAUUUUGAUCUUCUUUAGAGUGCUCAUGGCUUUAACUUCAAAAACUUAUCCUCAAACUUUCAAGUGAACAUCACAAGGAAUAUGUUGAGACAUUCAUCAUGCUAAACAUCAACUUUGAAUACUAUUGUUUAAAAAGAAAAGCUUUCUACAAAUUCUAUUUAUGGAAUGGAUCAGUAACCUGAUAAACCUGAAUUCAUUUUCAAAAAAUCAAGGCCUACUUUUAUUAUUAAUAAGAGGAGCGCCUUCUCUAACAAAUCUAACAAUAGUAGCCACCAGUAGAGUAGCUUGAAUAGAAAUCCUCUAAAUACAAGACUUGAGGAUUUAUCAAAAGAAAGACUGGACGACAAGAAAACAAGAGAAGCAAUCUAUGAGAUUAAUGGAAUAAUAGAUAAAAUAAGCCUUAACAGAGAUCUAAGUCAACAAAAUAAUUAGAUAAAUAAUGGUUAAAAACUUGAAUUGUGGAAUCAGUAGCCAACAGUCAAUGAUAAUAAUAGCCACUAAUCACCUCUUAAUCCAGUUUUGAAACAAACUACGAGAUAGAAAUUUCUUAGAAUUAGUGACUUAUUUGUUGAAAAAGAAGCGAUAGUCUUCCAAAGAAAGAACCAGCAAGAUAGGGAUUAAACAGAUAGCUAGACUCAAUUUAAUGUUUAAAGAGUUGUUUAUAACAAAAACCAAAGAGAAUCUGAAAACUUUGUUUCAAAAAAGGUUACAUAAAGCCUUAUAUCUAUGAAUAAUACUAUUACAAACACAUCAACUAACCUACUCAGAUGA